This is a messenger RNA of Echinops telfairi (small Madagascar hedgehog), 1037 nucleotides long. RefSeq names its product DnaJ heat shock protein family (Hsp40) member C27 (gene DNAJC27). NCBI's taxonomy places the organism in Eukaryota, Metazoa, Chordata, Mammalia, Afrosoricida, Tenrecidae. Gene Ontology annotation, molecular function: GTPase activity; GTP binding. The record is from RefSeq and is a predicted model, not a curated record. The transcript has 7 exons. Bases 1 to 810 code for a protein of 269 amino acids.
AUGCCGAAGCGGAAGGAGCCCGGCAAGCCCCUCCGCAUCAAAGUCAUCUCCAUGGGCAACGCCGAAGUGGGGAAAAGCUGUAUUAUCAAGCGAUACUGUGAGAAAAGAUUUGUGUCUAAAUAUCUGGCGACGAUUGGAAUUGACUAUGGAGUCACAAAGGUGCAAGUCAGAGACCGAGAAGUCAAGGUUAACAUCUUUGAUAUGGCUGGACACCCCUUCUUCUAUGAGGUUCGCAAUGAGUUUUACAAGGACACACAGGGUGUGAUUCUGGUGUAUGAUGUCGGGCAGAAAGACUCCUUUGACGCCCUCGAGGCGUGGCUGGCUGAAAUGAAGCAGGAGCUUGGCUCCCAUGGGAACAUGGAAAACAUUGUGUUUGUCGUGUGCGCCAACAAGAUUGACUGUAGCAAGCAUCGCUGUGUCGAUGCCAGUGAAGGGCGUCUUUGGGCUGAAAGCAAAGGGUUCCUGUACUUCGAAACUUCAGCACAAACUGGAGAAGGAAUCAGUGAGAUGUUCCAGACCUUUUACGUGUCCAUCGUUGAUUUGUGUGAGAACGGCGGGAAGCGUCCAGUCACAAACAGCAAUGCGAGUUUCACCAAAGAACAAGCAGACAGCAUUCGCAGGAUCCGAAACAGUAAAGACAGUUGGGGCAUGCUGGGAGUCAAACCUGGGGCCUCCAGGGACGAAGUCAACAGAGCCUACCGGAAGCUGGCCGUGCUGCUCCACCCGGACAAGUGCGUAGCGCCGGGGAGUGAAGAUGCCUUCAAAGCCGUCGUGAAUGCCCGGACCGCCCUCCUGAAAAACAUCAAGUAGAGGGGAGAGGAAAGGAGGCAGUGGGCAGGACCCAAGUGGACAUGGACCGCAGGAGCCAGCGUGGGGUCUGCCUCCCUGGCCACUUUGUUCACUGGGGUCAGUUGUCACAUGCAAAGCAUUCAGUUGCCCGGGACCAUUUCCUAGGGGUUGGCAGAAGCUGCCCGCCAUUCAGACCUUCGCUGUCCCCCUGCAUUUAGUACUUGUCAGUAAGCUACCUUUCUUGGUCA